Molecule: messenger RNA, 1085 nt
Organism: Ilex paraguariensis (yerba mate)
Lineage: Eukaryota; Viridiplantae; Streptophyta; Magnoliopsida; Aquifoliales; Aquifoliaceae
Source: the annotation of a GenBank genome assembly
AGGGAAUGUCGGCGUUACUUACUGAAAGAAAUGGUUUACUCACAGGGAUCAUGGUGGGUAGAGGUGUCCACGAAUCUCUCAUCUAUUUUUUGCAGAUGACAGCCUGGUUUUUUUCAACGCCAUCUCUCGGAAGCCCAUGCAGUACAGGAACUUUUGAGGCUAUAUGAAGCGGCUUCGGGACAGCAAAUUAGUAUAGAAAAAUCGGCAAUGGUGUGCAGCAAGAAUAUUCCAGAGAUAAGAGCGGAAGAGUUGCAAUCUAUUCUCGAGUUCAACAACAUGGAAAAUAACUUGGUCAGCAUGUCCAAAAAAGAGAUCUUUGCAUGUAUAAGGGAGAGGGUUUGGAAGAAAUUGCAAGGGUGGAAGGAACAAUUGCUUUCAAAGGCGGGCAAAGAAAUUUUAAUCAAAGCAGUGGCUCAAUCAAUACCGACAUAUGCUAUGGGCUGUUUUAAGCUCCCCGAAUAUUCAUGCAGUGAGCUGAAAUCACUAGCUUCCAAUUUUUGGUGGGGACAAAAGGAGGGGGCGAGGAAGAUACAUUGGGUUAAGCGGUCUGAGAUGUGCAAAGGCAAAAAAAAUGGUGGGAUGGGAUUUAGGGAUUUGAGGACUUUUAAUAUGGCAAUGCUGACUAAACAAGCUUGGAGAAUUCCUCAUGACACGAAUAUUCUUUUCACAAGGUCUAGAAAGGGAGAUAUUUUCCGUCAACAUCAUUCAUGUGUGCUAAAUUGGGAUACAGACCAUCAUAUACAUGACAGAGUAUUUUAAUGGCAAGGAAAGUAAUUGAAGUUGGCUCGAGAAGGAGGAUUGUUGAUGUUUCCAAAUAUGGUGAGAUAGGUGGAUCCCAACUCCAACUAGCUUUCAAGUGGUGAGUCCUAGGCGGAUUUUGGAGGAGGAGGCCAUAGUUAGUGAGCUUAUUAACCCACAUACGCAAUCUUGGAAAUUACAUUUGAUCGAGGAAGUUUUUAUGGAACAUGAAGUUGAGGUAAUUAAACGAAUAUUGUUGGGCGUUUUUCCUAUUGAUGAUAAGUUGAUAUGGCAUCAUACUAAUAAUGAGAGGUUUCUGUUCGAAGUGCAUAUCACCUUGCCUAUGA